Danio rerio (zebrafish) is the source of this 2896-nucleotide messenger RNA. The record is from RefSeq and is a predicted model, not a curated record. NCBI's taxonomy places the organism in Eukaryota, Metazoa, Chordata, Actinopteri, Cypriniformes, Danionidae.
GAAAAUUAAAUGGAAAGCUCAAUAGUCACGUAAAACCGCAGGCUAUCAAUCUCUCAUGGCGCAUUUCAUGGAACUGUAUUUACGCCAAUCUUAUUUUCACAGAUGCAGAAUGUUGCUUUUGGCUAUUGGUCCUGCAGGACUGUUUUUGUGGUUUGAGUUAUUAUGGGUCGUUCAUCAGUUUACAUGGUCAGGGUAAAGCCGGAAGAGCAGCUUCAAAGCAGUAAAUCAGGUUUAGGCAUACCUGGCGGUUGAGGAACGUUGACAGCCUCUACAUUUUCCCCCCAGGCCACCACUCCCUCUGCUGCUCUUAUUUUCACUUCCAAACCUUUGGUCUACCUCCUCUCCUCCUAUUUCAGCCCCUUCCGCUUUUACGCAACUGAUCUUCACUUCUUCAAGAGACUCAGCUUAUUUGUGUCGAGGACGCUAACGUUCUAGGACUGAAGACAAGAUUUUGUAGUUGGACUUUAGGUGAAGGGAGCAUGAUGUGGCCACCCACGUUGACCCUGGAUCUGCUCCUGCUUUUCAGCUUAUUGAUCCACACGCAUGGAGAUCAAACAUCUUACAGACCUCAGAGUUGCACACUUGAAUGCAUCCGUCGGGGAGACCCAAAUUGUGAAUACUGUAGAAUCACAGCAGACGAUGAGCAGGUUUCUACCAUUGUUCCUUUUUCCAGUCCUUUUGGAAGUUGUGUGCCUUGGCCUUGUCACUCCUUUCUAGGGCAGGAAUCUCCAGACGUCUGCCAGCAUUAUGUUCAUGCACCUCACAAUAUUAACAUUGAGUUUGAACACAAUGAAGAACCAACGUAUGAUACGGUUACGGUGUCAUGGAACCCCAGCCAAUACGGAAUUGCGUUCUUGCGUGGAUUUCAAGUAAUGCUACAGGUUCUUGGUGGAUCUCAAGUAUUAUGUCAGCUUUUUCUCCUGGGCAGCAAUUUAUCUCUCACCCCUGCUGAUGCACAGAAGGUUUAUUAUUCGGAUCCCUUCACGCGUCUGUUCUUGGAUAGCGAGUAUGUUGUGACUGUCAUGGCGUUGCCCGUUCCCGAAAAGUGGAACCAGUUCUAUCAGAAGAAACAAUUCUUUACCCACACAUGUCCUGAAAAAAAUGGACUUGAAAAAUGUAAGAAUGACUGGCAUCCCACAUAUGUUGAGGUCCACCAGGAGAAAAGGGAUGUUUAUGUGACCUUUAACCUUGCCCCUGAGAACUUUGGAGUUCAUCAGUAUUUUUCAUCAUGUUUUGGGGGCGGACGACGGAAUUACACGAGCAUUAAACCAGAUUUAUUGCUUAACAAGACACACCACACAUACCGUUUGCCGAAUCUCCAAGCAGGUACAAACUACUCCUGCGAGAUCGCUGCUGAUGUUGUGGAUGCUGUCAGAAAAACAUUUCUGGUUGUAGUGAAGCAUAGCUCUGAAGAGCCGCCGGCUUCACAGUUGACCGACAGGCCUUCAUUGAUGGUGCUGCUGUCUGUAGGAGUCCUGCUGGCUGCAACCGCAGUGCUCGCCUUCACCAUUUUCUACAAGAAAAGAAUAAAAAAGAAAGAAGCCAAAUUAAGACCAGAGAUUGCAGAACAGUACUAUAACAAAAAAACUGAAAGUGAAGGAAAAUGUGUUUUGUUGGACAAAAGCAUGCGCCCCCCUCGCCUCCUGAUCUGCUACUCUAGCAACGAUGGUCCUGCACAUGUCAGGGUUGUGCUGCAGCUGGCUGCUUUUCUGCAAAGGCACAUGGCCACUCAAGUGCAUUUGGACCUGUGGGAGGCCCUGGGCAUUAUGGAGGAGGGCCUUAUGGGUUGGCAUUGCAGGAUAAUGAAGGAGUGUGACUUUGUUCUGGUCAUCUGCUCUCGAGGUCUCCUUCAGAACCAGAUCAACCAGUCCGACGAUGAGGAACCAUUGGAGAACACCACCUUAGCUGUGGUUUCUAUGAUCGGAGAACAGCUGUGCUAUGCCAAAGCUCUGGGUCAUGACCUUUCCAAAUACAUGGUGGCCAUAUUCGAGUACUCGCAAGAGUCUGAUAUCCCAGCAGCGCUGAGUCUGGCUUCAAGAUACACCCUGACUAAAGACUUCCCUUUGCUCUUCUCUCAUCUUCAUGGAGUGGCUUUGCAGAAGCCUGGAGCUUAUCUGCAGGUGGAGAACAUUUCAGAAAGGGGCUAUUACAAACUGCCGACUGGAGCUACACUACAGCUGGCCAUCCAGGAAGCCAAAGCACAGUUCUCUGAAGAGGAGCAUGGAGGAAAUCCAAUCAUUUCAUAAGAAUGGCAAUAAUAGAUGCAAUCAUAACACCGUAAUCCAACACCCCGUCCAUUUAAACGUAUAAUCCAUAUGAUAAGCUGCUUUUCCACAAUCAUGCCGAAUGGUUGUCAGGUAUGGUUCCAGUCAAUUUUUGCGCAUGAGCCUGGUAUGAUUACAAACCUUUCUCAUCUGCAAAUUCUAAUGCUGGUUUGAAAUCACAUGACUACCCUACAACACUAGCACUCUUUAAUUGACUGUGAGAUGUUGUACUUUGACAGCUGAUAUGAUGUCCAUAUUUAGAAAAUAUACUUUUCUGAUAUUAUAUCAUCAAGGAGAAAGUCCAAAUGUGGCAAUAUAAUACCAACUUUACCUCAAUCCUACCUGUGUCAGUUGCGUCGCUUCAUUCCCAUUCAAAAAUUCUCUCCUGUGACCUUAUGGGAUAAUACAGAGAUGUACAAACAAGGGCCAAGGAUGGCCCAUAGUAAGCUUUGAUUUGACCCACCAUCUCAUCUGAAAAGAGAAUGAUGGGGAUCAUUGGGGAGAAUCUCUAUAACAGAGAUAGCCAUUUUAAACUAAAGGGCACCUAGUUUACCCCUUUUCUAAGAAUUAUUUUUAAUAUUAAGGUUUUUCUGAGUGUGCCAGUUUAGGUUCAGUUCAAAACAGAGUUUAGA